Messenger RNA from Rhagoletis pomonella (apple maggot), 866 nucleotides. RefSeq lists its product as uncharacterized. NCBI's taxonomy places the organism in Eukaryota, Metazoa, Arthropoda, Insecta, Diptera, Tephritidae. Bases 55 to 729 code for a protein of 224 amino acids. The record is from RefSeq and is a predicted model, not a curated record. The transcript is spliced from 2 exons.
UUGUGAUUUAUUGAGAGUUGUUUCUUAUUUUAUUACAGAUAAAUUCGUUCAAACAUGGCUUCACGAGGCUGCAAGUAUCCUGCAGAUGCAUUUUGUUAUGUCUGCGGAUAUUUUAUCAAAACAAGAGCGAAUAAGUACUCUUUGGAAACAGGUUUUAAAAUGUACGAAGCUUACAAUGCUUAUUUCGGCAUGCCUGUGGGUGAUCAAGACAAAUCCUGGGCACCUCAUUUCGCGUGUGAAAACUGCAAAAGGACUUUGGAAGGAUGGUACAGAGGGGAAAAGAGAGCUAUGAAGUUUGCUGUGCCAAGAGUUUGGAGAGAACCCACUGACCAUUCAAGCAACUGCUUUUUCUGCAUGGUGGACCCUUCCAAACGUCGGACUGGCAAAAAAGCAAGUCAAAUCAUGUAUCCUGACAUUCCUUCAUCCAUGGCUCCAGUUCCACACAGCUCUGACCGCCCCGUUCCUACUCCUCCAGAGAAAGAGCAGGUGUCUUCCUGUGAGAGCCCUGAUUCCAUGAGUGUGGAAGACAAUGAAGGUGAAGGAUUUAAUUUACUAGCUGAUAACAAAAACCCAUACUAUCCCAACCAAAAGGACAUGAAUGAUUUGAUCAGAGAUCUUGGUCUAACCAAGUCCGAUGCUGAACUUUUGACGUCCAGACUGAUGCAGUGGAAUUUGCUGGAUCCUAGUGUUAAAGUCACAUGUCAGAGGAAGCGUCCAAUGAGAACAUGAUGGGAGAUUACAUUUGGGGAUUGAUUAGAGAAAGUGACUCGCAGUUUAAACGCAAAUGUCGAAAAACCACCCGCUUCUGAUUUACUUUUAUGUUUUUGGUUUUCUGAAGUUUUAAUAAAAUUUAGUUUUGAUUUAUA